CCCAUUUCCUGCUCCAGUGGAAGUCCGAGUGCCAUUUCUUCAACGGGACGCAGCGGGUGCGGUUCCUGGACAGGGAGAUCUACGACCGGCAGGAGAUCAACUACUUCGACAGCGACCUCGGGAAAUAUGUGGCCGUCACUCCAUUGGGGCAGCCCGAUGUGGACAUGUGGAACAGCGAUAAGGUCUUCAUGCAGUACCAGAAGGCCGCUGUGGAUUACUUCUGCCGACGCGCCUACGAGGUUCUCCAAAGCGGUUUCAUGAUUGGCUGGAGAGAUUCCUGGCAAAUUGCCUACCUGACAAUAGNGGUCCGGUGGCUGAAGAACGGGCGGCUGGAGGAGGAGGGCGUGGCCUUUGGGGAGGAGCUCCAGAAUGGAGACUGGACCUACCAGCUCCAGGUGAUUCUGGAGACCCAGCCCCAGCGGGGGGACGUCUACACCUGCCAGGUGGAGCACGCCAGCCUGGAGGCCCCCAUCACCGUCCAAUGGGAGCCCCGUUCCUCCAACUCUGCCAAGAGCAAACUCUGGACGGGGAUCGUGGCAGCCGUGAUCGGGGUGAUCUUCUUUGCCAUGGGGCUCUUCCUCUACCUGAAGAGCAAGACAGGUGAG
Protobothrops mucrosquamatus (brown spotted pit viper) is the source of this 605-nucleotide messenger RNA. Its product is annotated as HLA class II histocompatibility antigen, DRB1-4 beta chain-like. Gene Ontology annotation, cellular component: MHC class II protein complex; membrane. Gene Ontology annotation, biological process: immunoglobulin production involved in immunoglobulin-mediated immune response; immune response; antigen processing and presentation of exogenous peptide antigen via MHC class II. Gene Ontology annotation, molecular function: MHC class II protein complex binding. The annotation marks the transcript as partial. The transcript is spliced from 4 exons. The record is from RefSeq and is a predicted model, not a curated record. NCBI's taxonomy places the organism in Eukaryota, Metazoa, Chordata, Lepidosauria, Squamata, Viperidae.